UUAUUUGUCAAUUGAUUUGUUUAGAAGACGUGAACGUGAAGUGUGAUGUGUUGAAAUUAUUGACCUAAGAAUUUUUAAUUACGGAGUAUUUCAUAUAAGGGCUGCAACCUGCAUAAGUUUAUAUGAUUUAAAUCAAAGAAGUUCUUACCUUUGCUUUGGAAAAUAUAUGAGUGGCAAAGAUGCUACAACGGGCGGUGUGUAUGUAAAAUGACUGAGGCGAAACCCGAUGUAGACAAAUGCAUCGAGUUUGAUUCUAUUUUACCUGAUUCAGGGAUUUUGUUUUACGAAGAAUGCCCAUCCGAGUAUGAAAUUGAGAAACCUGUACUGUUACCAUUGAAAUCUGCGACGCAAAUACGUUUUGAGCAGCUACAACACGAAGCAGUGCAAGCGUGGAAGGAAAAACAAAAAACAGCAAAAAGCAACGAAUAACAUAUUCAUACGUAUUCAUAUGUGAAGUGUCAUAAUAAAUACCAGAAAUGGCUUACGCAUUGUUCAUAAUAGAAAUGAUUACAGCGUUCGUCCUAGCGGCUACUUUGUUAUACCGCUAUGGGGAUUGUUACAGAAACCAUAUACUGGUUACUUUAUCUGUUCUUACAGCAUGGUAUUUCUCUUUUGUUAUUAUGUUUAUUUUACCGUUGGAUAUUUCUUCAACUGUCUACCGCCAAUGCCUAGAUAGUGCACACUCAACACCGACAACAUCUCUACAGAGUAAUAUAAGUAAUGUUACAACCACAGAGGCACCGCCGGAAAAUCACUGUCAGAAACCAUGGAGCUUUGUGCCUGACAUUGUAUUCCCUAACUUAUGGAGAGUGGUGUACUGGACGUCACAGUGUUUGACAUGGCUCAUAAUGCCAAUGAUGCAAUCAUACAGCAAAGCAGGUGACUUUACUGUUAAAGGGAAACUGAAGUCAGCUUUAGUUGAUAAUGCCAUUUACUAUGGCUCCUACUUAUUCAUUUGUGGCAUACUCCUAAUAUACAUUGCACUCAAGCCUGGAGUAUACUUGGAUGGACCAAAAAUAAAAGCCAUAGCAUCAUCAGCUAGCAACACAUGGGGUUUAUUCCUAUUGAUCCUUCUUCUUGGUUAUGCUCUAGUUGAAGUACCAAGAAAUCUGUGGAACAACUCUAAGAAAAAUUAUACUUUAACAUACAGUUACUUUAAAGUAGCAAAACUAAGUACAGACAAAUGUGAGGCUGAAGAAACUGUUGAUGAAAUAAUUGAGACGUUGAACUCAGUGACGGCAGCAGUGGGGCCUGGGCACCCUCUCCACAGACACGUAGAGACUAUAGUACAGAAACUGCCCAUACAGCUGAGAGAUAAGCUGAACUCGCGGGCGCCACCCGAACGACCCACGGCACCGUCAUUCAAAAGUCUUGUCAAUUUACAUAAAAAAACAAUCAAAGCGUUGCACGUGUUACAACGCACGGAGACGCAGUGGGGGUUGAUGUUGGAGCGCAUCUUCCACCUGGAAGACGUGGCGUCCAACGCGCGCUCGCCCGACCAGCGCUUCCAGCACACGUUCCACACGCCGCGCCCGAGGCUGCAGCGACUACUGUACCCGCCGCUUGUUGAAUGGUACUGGGAGUGCUUCCUGAAGCAAUACUUCCUGAAGGCGAUGGCUGUGGUGACGUGCAUACUGUCUGUGGCAGUGGUGUGGUCCGAGCUUACGUUCUUCUGCAAGAAGCCCGUACUGUCCAUAUUUGCCAACAUCAUCAACGCUUCAAAGGAUACGUACAACUAUGCUGCGAUUGUUUCAAUAUCAACGCUAGUGAUCGCGUAUAUGUUCUACUGCGCGUACUCCACCGUGCUCAAGAUCCGGCUGCUGAACCUGUACUACCUGGCGCCGCACCACCAGACCAACGAGUACAGCCUCAUCUUCUCCGGCAUGAUGGUGUGCCGCCUCACGCCCGCCAUGUGCCUCAACUUCCUCAGCCUCGUGCACAUGGACUCGCACGUCAUCAAGGAGAGGGUCAGGGAGACCUUUUACACACAGAUAAUGGGUCAUAUGGAUGUACUGGGCAUAAUCGCGGAGGGAUUCAACAUCUACUUCCCAAUGCUGGUGGUGAUACUCUGCCUGGCCACGUACCUCUCGCUGGGCAGCCGGCUGCUGUCGCUGUGCGGUUUCCAGCAGUUCGUGGGCGACGACGAGCUCACCACCGACUUAGUGGACGAGGGCAGGGAGAUUAUGAAGCGAGAAAAGCGUAAAAGACAACGCGCCGAGGAGUCGUUGGCGCGGCGCCGCGACUACAGCGAGCGAUUCGCGAACUACAGAGCGGACAGAGACAAUCGAGACGGAGCCCGCACCGGGCUCCUCAACGACGUCGACUCAGACUACUACGUCACGCCCAACGAGCCCAGCUACAAGCAGCCCGAGCUCAGCAUAGAGGACGAGCUCGACCAGCGCUUCGGGGAGAGCACCCUGCCGACCGUCCGCACCGAGUUCGACGGUAGGCGACGGGAGAAAAUGACCAUGCCGCCUAGAGGACUGUUCGAUGACGUAUAAGACUCAUUUGUGUUUUAAAUAGCAUGGGUACGGUGACAGCCGCCCGUAUGACGUUCAUAAUACGUACUAUUAUAGUGAAUCGCGGCAAACUUUCAAGAGUGAAACGAACUGUAAAGAACAUUGUUUUCCAAUUUCACUGUUGCAGUCAUUGGCAGCCAAUUUUUGCUACUUACUUAGGAAAGCUGAUGACUUGUUAUUGUCUCCAGUUUUCAAUUUCAUUAUCUGUCAGUAAUUGAUCUGUAAGUUGCUUAGAAAUAUUAUCAUUUUAUCUAAUAGUAAUAUUGUAUGGACUGUUUUGUGAGUAAAGUCCGGACGGGGUAACAUGAGAGAGAAAGACAAAAUAACGAGGCAAUUGUAAUUGAAUAUGUUUGUCAGGAACGCAAUCUCUGAGCGUCCGGACUUUAAUCAACGUUUCUAAUCAAUUUACCUACAGACGGAUAAUUUAUUGCUGUGAGCGUUAGGGUUACUUAGCGGCAGCUGCUAUCGAAACGUCGCUGACUGCAGUGGACUGCGGUCGUCGGUAGAGUGCCGCUCGUGUAAAUGAACCCUUAGGCUGCUAGAGCUAGAGCGGAGCAAGGGAGUGUAGCGGAGAAACAGACUAAUGCGGAGCGGAGUUGCGUACUGUCUGUCCACCGGAGCGGAGCGAGGGAGCGGAUCGGAGUUGCAGACUAUGUUAAAUAAAUAAAUGUCAAAUUUAAUUUAUUUAUCCCCGCUCCAUUUCCCCGCUCCGCUUACCGGUUUUAUAUGAUUUUUUAACUUGAGAGGAGCGGAUAUUUUGUGCAAUCCUAUUGGAUAAAUUUCUCCGUUUCUCGGCUCCGCUGCCUCGCUCCGCUUCGAUGGACUGGCAGCCUUAAGGUCCCAUUUUUGUGAGGGUAUACUGAUUUCGCUAAAUUAUUAUAAAAAAUUAAAAGAAUGACUUUUAUUGGGAACACAGUGAAAUUUUAUAAAAAAUUAUAAAUGUAUUAACGAUAAUAUAAUUAUACAGUCUGUCUCAUGUGCAGAAUUCAAUACUGAUAUCUAGAACAAUUCUUUACUUUAAGUUUUAAUUUAUUAACUAUACUUAAGUCAUAUUCGAUGUGCACUGUUUACCAACAAAAAAAUUAAAAAUGAGGGUAUAAAUCGCUAGACAUUUCAUACCUAAUAAUAAUUAAUAUUAAAUUGUUCUAUAAUUAAUAAAUUAAAUUGUUCUAUAAUAAGUAAUAAGCUUAAAGCAAUUAGAUUAUAGUUAAUAUAUUUUGAAUGACAUUUUAUAAAAAUACAAUACAUAUUUAAAAUAAAUAAGUUAUGAAAUGAUAUGCUUCAUUUGUAAUUUGUUUGUUGGUAAAAAGUACGCAUCGAGUAUGGCCCCAGUAUAGAAACACUAUUUAAAUCAAAAGUCACUUUAAGUGUUACCAUAGUUACUUGUAGCUUAUAAAAUGUGUUGCUAGAUAGUUUAGUAAAGAGCAAUCCUAUUGGAUAAUAUUAAAAAAGUAAUAGGCUUGCAUUGACAUUUGCAAGUAUGAAAGAAAUCAUAUCGCCUUUUCCUCACAGAAAAUAAUAAAGAAUAAAAAAGAAAACACAUGCUUUAUCUUUAGUGUUGUACAUCGUUUGCGAUUUCAUAUAUCAAUUUGAUAUCACAUUAUGUGAUAGUUAAAGGAGCUCGAACUAUUAUAAUCUAUACAUAAUGUAUUAUACAGAGGUAAAGUUUGUGAGUUUGUAUCUCUGGAUCUUAUGAACCCCUGAAUCGCUACCCGACCCCACGAAUUUGCCAAGCUGUAUAAUACCUGGCAAUAAAAAAAUAUCAAUCAAUAUAGUACGAGACCCUAUACCCUCAUCUGUUAUAUCAUUUCGAGAAAGAAAAUAUUCACGAUGACACAUUGUAGCUAUUUAUUAAGAAUUAUCCCGAAUUUGCAAAAUAAUUAAAAGAAUAAAGAGGGUAUAUUUCAAAUGCCAGAUCUUAGACCAAUAUGGAAAAUAAAGAAUAAUGUUUGACCUUAAUUCGGUUGAUAGGCAUAUUCCCUACAUACUUAUUCAUUAGUACAUUACAUUAACGCAAGAAUAGUGUAAAUAAAUACCCUCAACCACAUUUAAUAGUGUAUUAUACUUUGAUAUCUACCUACUAUAUUUUAAUAUACAGGGUGCUCGGGAGUAUUUCCCAUAACUCUAGGAUUAUAUUCUCUAAGGAAAAUUAAUUAAAAAUGUCUAUGAAACAUGUGUUCUAAAAUAAAUAGUUUUGGAGUGAUACUUAUGAGAAAUAUUUCUUUUGUAAAUAAAUCUUAAAUUAUGUUCCUACUAGCGGACGCCUGCGACUUCGUCCGCGUGGAAUUUAGUUUUUCAAAAAUUCUUUUUUUCCGGGACCAUUUUUCCGGGAUAAAAAGUAGCCUAUAUGUUAAUACAUGCUAUAAUAUAUCUGAAUACCAAAUUUCAGCUUAUUCGGUUUAGUAGUCAAGGCGUGAAAGAGUAACAAACAUUCAUACCAUCAAAAUGAUAAGUUUUCGCAAAUCUCGGGAAACCAUGGAUUUUUUCGGGAUAAAAAGUAGCUGUAGAUGUGUUAAUCCAGAGUCAAAUCUAUUUCCAUUCCAAAUUUCAGCCAAAUCGCUUCAGUAGUAGCGGCGUUAGAGUAACAAACAUCCUAACAUUCAUACAAACUUUCGCGUUUAUAAUAUUAGUAGGAUUUCCAUCCAUCCAUUCCAUCCUUUUAUUAUGACCUAGUAAAACUUAUUCAUUGAUAAAUAUCAUGAAGUAGCUUACUAAUGAAGUGCGGAGUGCAUGUAGCAAUGUCUCGUCAAUAUCGACAGUCUUACCACUACGAUUACGUGUUUUAAAAUGCAAGAAUAGAUAAAGGCGUGUGUUACAUUAUUUGAAUUACUUUGUAUGAAAAAAUUAAAAGGUUUUUUUAGUUAAAAAAAAAUUUGUUAAGCAGUUCGGCUCCUAUAAACGGACGUGUUAACACCUUGAAGUUAUGGGAAAUACUCCCGAACACCCUGUAUAUCGCAGUUGUGUUUUAGACAUUGUAGAGAUAAUUUACAUAAAAUUUUAGAACAGCUCAUAACAUUUUAGAUACAAAAUAAAGCGUGUAAUUAUGUGCGGCCUUAAUAAUUUUGAGUACCUAUGUAAUGAAAUUGUAAUUAAAUUGCCUAGAAGUCUAACUAGAACUAUAGUAGAAUAAAUUAGUUGUGUAUAACUUCACGAUAUAGUAUGAUGUGUAUAUUAAAUAAAUCAUAGUCACUUAACACUUGCAUAAUUAUAGUUAGGAUAAGAUUUAAUAUAUUUUAUGUGUGUAAAAGACUCAAGUGAUUUUAUUUGUACAAAGUAUUAAUUAUGUUUAGCACCUUCGUCCAUUUGUUUUUGUUACCUAGUUAAUUAUUGUGAUUAUGUUAAUAGUGUUGAUUAAUGUACAGUUUAUUUAAUUACAUGAAAUCUAGUAAGCGUCACAUUAUCAGCAGAAUUAAUAUUUUUAGUAAAUUCUUUGCUUAUGUGUUAUUUAGUAUUUGACAUUUGUAAAAUAAAAAUACGUGGUGCAUUUAAAUAUAUUUUAGUUGGAAUUUUUGUUUAUCUUCAUUUUACCUACAUACAUAUUAAUAUAAUCUAUUUUAUAAAUGAAUGAAGUGUCGCAUUUGUCACUCUGACACUACAAAAGCAAAGUGUAUGUAUGUGUUGAGAUGCCAGGUAAAAAUAAUUAAAUAUUAUUUAUUGAAUACUCUACUAGGGUCUUUAUUAGGUAUGCGAUAGGUACAUAUCAUCGAGUACCUACUAUAGACCAAUCAGUCAGGGUCUGGCUGACAUCUAAAAUAUUCGUAAUUUUAAUGUCAUUUUCUGUAUGACGUCACGUAUUUUGCUUCCUAAACUACAAGUAAAUAUGAUUUAAAUGAGUUUUAGGUAUAUGACAUAAAUAAAGUACUUGUGUUAGAUGCACAGUGUGAUAUCUAUGUGUAAUGUGUAUAUAUAAUGUACCCCCGUUAGUCGCUGCUAGGCUAUUUUGUAACGAUGUUUUUAUAACUCGCUAGUGCGAGUUUCGAAUUUACCUCUUUCUCUCUCUCUGUCUAACACGAUACUAUAGAAUGGGAAAAACAGAGGUGAAUUCGAAACUUGCACUUGCGAGCUAUACUACACAUCGUGACAGAAUAGCCCUGCUAGACUUAGAUCCAUCGAUCUCCUAUUAAAAAGUGGAUGCACAAUCAGCGACCUAAAAACGUCCCUACUCAAUGAGUGCUAAACACAACUUCUUGGCACUCAAUUCACAUAGUCGCAUUUGCAGAUUCAACCUUAAAGUCAAUCCGUAAGAUUGAAUUUGCUCUGUAAUCGGAAUUUUAUUGAAUAUAUAAUUUUCUUUAAGUACCAAUAAUUCUAACUAUAAAAGCAAAAUUGGCCAGUUUUUAAAUGAAAUUGUCUAAUGAUUUUAAACUUAUUUCGUGGUUGUUCAUUAUGAAUGUUAUUUAAACGGGUACAUACCACGAUAAAACGACGAGAUUUUUAUUGUCGAUAUUUCGACCCAGUUGCAUGGAUCGUGGUCACGACGGGACUGAAGUUGCGAGAUGAGAAGUGAAGUCAGCUGUUAGGGGCAAAAUCGAUCUACCCUCUUUCUUGUUCUUUUUCUUUUUUCAACGACCUCGCGUUUUUGGCUGUUUAGGCAAACCACACUCACGACAUCGCUUUUGUUAUUAUGCGUGUCGCGGCGCCCUCUUGGUUUGCACAAUUCUACCACCGGG
This is a messenger RNA of Bicyclus anynana (squinting bush brown), 7189 nucleotides long. Its product is annotated as LMBR1 domain-containing protein 2 homolog. The record is from RefSeq and is a predicted model, not a curated record. Gene Ontology annotation, cellular component: membrane. The coding region runs from base 477 to 2501 and encodes 674 amino acids. NCBI's taxonomy places the organism in Eukaryota, Metazoa, Arthropoda, Insecta, Lepidoptera, Nymphalidae. The transcript has 10 exons.